This is a messenger RNA of Rotaria sp. Silwood1, 234 nucleotides long. NCBI's taxonomy places the organism in Eukaryota, Metazoa, Rotifera, Eurotatoria, Philodinida, Philodinidae. The record is from the annotation of a GenBank genome assembly.
AUGCCGAUCGAUGGAAAAAUUUUGACACAUAUUGACCAUCAUGAUAUAUUACGUCAAGGUUCAGAAGCUAUUCGGUGUUGGUCUCGUGGUGAAACAGUACCUGCUUUUACACCAGAUGACUAUGCACGGGAACAUAUUAAUUGUAAUGGAUGUAAUAUGAUACCACUGAUUGGAAAACGAUAUCAUUGUUCAACAUGUGAAGAUUACGAUCUUUGUUGUGCAUGUCAAUCGUAA